Selaginella moellendorffii is the source of this 1644-nucleotide messenger RNA. Its product is annotated as pentatricopeptide repeat-containing protein At2g35030, mitochondrial. Gene Ontology annotation, cellular component: MICOS complex; mitochondrial inner membrane. Bases 1 to 1644 code for a protein of 547 amino acids. The record is from RefSeq and is a predicted model, not a curated record. The transcript is spliced from 3 exons. Gene Ontology annotation, molecular function: protein binding. NCBI's taxonomy places the organism in Eukaryota, Viridiplantae, Streptophyta, Lycopodiopsida, Selaginellales, Selaginellaceae.
AUGAGAUCCCAGCCGUUGAACAGCAACGCAUCUCCCCCGUCCGUUGAGCAAAAGAGAUCUCGCCCGUCCGUUUGCCAAGAAGAAACCCUAGGUGGAGAUCCCAAACGGCAAUGGAAGAACCCUAAAGAGAUGGGGAAUCCACCCAAGAAGGACAUCGCCAAGCAGCAAAAUCAAUCGCCGGAGAAGCCGCUGCCCAAGGAGCUGUCCCUGGAUCGCAAAUGCGAGGCUUGCUGCGAGAUCACGCUCAAGCGCAUUGUCUACUCAGGCUUCGGCGGCCUCCUCGCGUCGCUCGUCUUGUUCAGAUCUCCCAGCUCCAGAUGGUCGGCCAUGGCUUUCUCGCUGGGAUUGGGCGCCGGAUCCGCCUACACGGAUUGUUCUUACAUGAUGAACGGGAUUCCAAAGUCAUCCCAGGCAUUCCACCAGCAGCUGCUCGAGAGCGAUCGCUGGCGCCGCGAUCGCUACCUCGCCAAUCUCCUGUUGACAAGGGCGAUCUUUGCGCUCUUCCCUGCGCACGAUGUGGUGUCCUGGAACACGCUGCUGGAGGUUCUUCCGUGCGAUAGCGCAAGGGAUUUCUUCUUGGCGAUGCCCCAGAGGGACGAGAUCUCCUGGAACACAAUGUGCUCUUCGCUUGGAGAUUUGGGCAUCUCUUUGGUCUUCUUCCAGCUCGCGCCUUGGCACAGCGCCCGGGCAGCCACCGCCUUGAUCACGCUCCUCGCUGAGAGCGGUCAGUUCGAUCGAGCGAAAUGCUGCUUCGAUUCUAUGCCGCAGCGCGACGAGAUCGCCUGGGCGAGCAUGAUCCACGCGCUAUCUCUCGCUGGAGAUCUGGAUCUUGUGACCCUGAUGUUCGCUAGAGUUCCUCAAAGAAGCUCUUUUUCUUGGAACACGAUGAUUAAAAUCCACGGCCAAUGCGGCCGGCUGGAGGACGCAGUCACGCUUUUCGAUCAAAUGCCCGAGCCAACAGCGGCCUCCUGGACGAUCUUGAUCGCGGCCCACGCGCAGCGCAAGCAGCUGGAUCGAUCCAGGUCGCUCUUCGACGGUAUGCCUUCCAAAAACAUCGCGGCGUGGACGGCUCUACUCGACGGCUGCUCGAUCGCCGGGCUUCUCGAUCAUGCGGCGGCUGUCUACGCGAAGAUGCCGCAACAUGACCAGAUUUCAAUGAGCGCGCACCUCACGGCACACGCUAGGUCGGGAUGUCUAGAUCGAGCGCGAGAAAUCCACGAAUCCAUACCCGAGCCCUGCAUUUCCGCGAUGAAUGCUCUCAUCCAGGCGCACGCCCAAGCCGGUCGGCUCCAGUGCGCGCUCUCGCUGCUCCAAUCGCUGAUCCUGGAGGGAUCCAUGCCCAACGAGCGGACCUACAUUGGAAUCCUUGCGGGCUACUGCUACUCCGGGAAGAUUGACACUGGCCGCGACUGCUUCAUCUCAAUGAUAUCGGAUCACGGGAUCUCACCCUGCGAAGAUCACUACGCGUGUAUGAUCCAUCUCAUGGGUCGCGCCAAUCGGCAGGGAGACGCCCAGGAACUGAUCGAGAAAAUGCCCUUUCGCGCGAGCGAGAUCGAAUGGACAUCGCUUCUGGAUUGGUCGCAUAUCCAUUCUUCGCUGGGUAUAUUUAAAUUUGAAUUUUCGCGCUAUUCUCUACUGAGUUGA